Molecule: messenger RNA, 1010 nt
Organism: Monopterus albus (swamp eel)
Lineage: Eukaryota; Metazoa; Chordata; Actinopteri; Synbranchiformes; Synbranchidae
Product: transcription factor Ovo-like 2
Exons: 3
Coding region: 283-852 (189 amino acids)
Biological process (GO): epidermal cell differentiation; regulation of transcription by RNA polymerase II
Cellular component (GO): nucleus
Molecular function (GO): RNA polymerase II cis-regulatory region sequence-specific DNA binding; DNA-binding transcription factor activity, RNA polymerase II-specific
Source: RefSeq, a predicted model, not a curated record
GUAAGCAGUAAUAUUCAAGUUGGUAUCUGUUGGUAUCUGUGUCUAGCUGUAUCAUGUAGUGAUGAAUUUGACCUUGUUGUUUUGCUUAUAAAAAAACCCAAUGUGUUAUCCCUUUUUUGAGCGAAUGAAAAUGCUAAGGAGCAGCUAUCCUGCAGUCCUACCACCCAACAGUCUGCCAGUGUGCCUCAGCCAGUAACCAACUUACGAUGUGGGACAUUACCUGUACCUUUGACUGCAUCAGGAGGAGCAGGGGCCGACACCAGGCCAGACUGGUCCACACUGAUGCUCCGAGGCUCCUUCUAUCAUCCAAGUGCAAUGGCACUGGUCAGCAGAGCAAAGCCCCGUCCACGUACUUCCCCAGGCUCAGGAGACUUUGUGUGCUCAGUCUGCCACAAGGUGUUCCCUCUCCAGCGCAUGUUGACCCGCCACCUGAAGUGUCACAGCCUGGUGAAGAGACAUCCUUGUCGAUUCUGUGGCAAAGGAUUCAAUGACACCUUCGACCUCAAGAGACAUAUGCGAACACACACAGGCAUCCGUCCCUAUAAGUGUGAGCUGUGUGAGAAAGCCUUCACACAGCGUUGCUCUCUGGAGUCCCAUAUGAGGAAGAUUCAUGGUGUUCACCAACAAUAUGCCUAUCGCCAGAGACGCUCCAAAAUCUUUGUGUGUGAGGAUUGUGGUUACACUUCAAGCCGCCCUGAUGAGUACUUCCUCCAUGUAAGACAGUGCCACCCUGGCAGUCCUGCCCUGCGCAGGUACUACCGCCGCCAGGCCCAUGAGAACAACAGCUUUGCCUCAACAGACCGUAAACUCAAUCCCUAUAUGCUUUACUCAAACCCUGCAUACUACAUCUAGGGCCCAUUUUAAUUAUUAACUACAUUUCAUUGUAGAUAUUAACAUUUAUUAGUUUUAAUGAAGUAUUCAACUGUUUUUCUGUUUUCAACUGUAUUCAGCAUAGGCCAUCUACCAUAUAUACUGUACUGUAUGUACCCUUGAGAUAAUACUCUGUUAGU